UCAAGCUGGCUAACCUGGGAUCGAAUGUCUAAUAGUGGCUACGUUCAGACGACUGUUAUGGUUCUGCUGCAAUUUUGACGUGUGAACGAGUGGGUAUCGCGAUUAAAAGUCAGGUAGGGUCGGCGUGGCGCGCCUUUGGCCAAACACUAACGUCAAACGAUGGAAAGGUUAAAAUGGUGGACGAUCUGGCUUUACGUCUUGCUUCUCCAGGCGGAUGCUUUUUAUGUACCAGGAGUUGCACCGGUAGAAUUCACAGCUGGUCAGAAAAUCGACGUCAAGGCCGUCAAAAUGACGAGUACUAGAACUCAGCUGCCGUACGGCUACUACUCAUUGGACUUCUGCAAUCCAAAAGGCGGCGCUCUCAUUUAUAAGUCCGAAAACUUAGGCGAGAUACUUAGGGGCGAUAGAAUUGUCAACACACCUUAUGAAGUGGAGAUGAAUGUUCCUGUUCAUUGUCGACUUCUUUGCCAUACGCCAAACGAGAAGAUGACUUGGAGCAAGGAAAAAUCUGAGCUAGCGAUAGAGCGAAUUCAGCACGAGUACUAUGUACAUCUACUGAUAGACAAUCUGCCUGCGGCAACUAAACAGCAGCAUCCAGAGACCAAUGACUUCACAGUUCAACCCGGAUACAGAUUAGGUGGAAUUAAAGAUGGCCAAGCGUACAUCAAUAAUUACCUGAAACUGAUUCUCAGCUAUCACAAACACGGAGAAAACCAGUACAGAGUUGUUGGUUUUGAAGUGGAGGCAAAUUCAGUUGAUACCGAUCAGAUCAAAUUCACCGACAAGAAUGAAUGCAUUAUCCCUGAUAAUCCCAAGCCGCUGUUUAUCAACCCUGAAGGCACCAAACUCCAAUUUUUCUAUUCUGUUGUGUGGAAAGAGUCCGCCAUCAGUUGGGCGAGCAGGUGGGACGUUUAUCUCGGCAUGAGCGACGUCCAAAUUCACUGGUUCUCGAUAAUAAACUCAUUGGUUGUGGUCUUCUUUCUAUCGGGAAUACUGACAAUGAUAAUGGUGAGAACACUCAGACGGGACAUAGCGAAGUAUAACGCAGGCGAAAGUGACAGUUUGAGCGGUCUUGACGAAGCGAUAGAAGAAACUGGGUGGAAACUCGUUCACGGCGAUGUUUUCCGACCGCCAACAAACUCUCGGCUCUUCGCUGCUGUCAUUGGUAGUGGAAUUCAGAUUUUCUUCAUGGCGCUGAUCACCAUAUUUUUUGCAAUGCUGGGUAUGUUGUCGCCCGCGAGCAGAGGAGCCCUUGGCACCUGCGCGAUAUUCCUUUACGUGUUCUCCGGGCUUGUCGCCGGCUACUUUUCGGCACGUCUCUACAAAACGAUGCGAGGCAGAGAGUGGAAGAAAGCUGCAUUACUGACCGCAACGCUUUAUCCUGGAAUAGUUUUCACCACUUGUUUCUUCCUGAAUUUCUUCAUUUGGGGAAAGAAGAGUUCGGGCGCUGUUCCUUUCACCACUAUGUUGUCUCUGCUUUGCCUCUGGUUUGGCAUAUCUCUGCCACUCGUUUACCUCGGUUACUUUUUCGGAUAUAGAAAACAACCCUUCGCUCAUCCCGUUAGGACGAAUCAGAUUCCUAGACAGGUUCCCGAUCAACUGUGGUACAUGAAUCCAAUUCUGUGUACGCUGAUGGCCGGGAUUCUGCCGUUUGGAGCGGUUUUCAUCGAGCUGUUUUUCAUCUUGACAGCACUGUGGGAAAACCAGUUUUACUACCUAUUCGGUUUUCUUUUUCUCGUCUUUUGCAUACUCGUCAUAUCCUGCUCGCAAAUAUCCAUUGUAAUGGUCUAUUUCCAGCUUUGCGGAGAAGACUACAGAUGGUGGUGGAGAAGUUUUAUAGUGAGUGGCGGAUCGGCCAUCUAUGUAUUGGCUUACUCGAUAUUCUACUUUGUGACAAAGUUGGAAAUAACCGAAUUAGUGCCAACGUUGAUGUACUUCAGUUACACAGGUCUGAUGGUACUGACAUUCUGGCUUUUGACCGGAACCAUCGGAUUCUUCGCGGCUUACGCGUUUAUCGGGAAAAUUUACGCUGCCGUGAAGAUAGACUAGUGAGCGAUGGAGGGAAAAGAUAAUAGAGAAAGAAACAACAUUUACAAAACUAACUAAAUAGAAAUCUGAAUGUAAUACGAAAAUGAAAAAAUUAUCAAGCGUACAUUGAACACGACGACUAACAACGACGCUAGAAGCUGUCUCGGUUGUACAUAAAAAAUGCGAAAACAGAAACAAAAAAGAAAAAAAAAGGAGGAAAAUAAAAAUUUUAUAUAUAAUAGGUAGAAAUCGAAGUUAUUAUAAGAUUCCGAGAAAAUCGUUUAUGUCGAGUGAUUUCGUUCCUUGAUCAUCGACGUCAUCGAAGAAAGAGUAAAAAAUAAAAAUACAUAUUCAGACCA
Diprion similis is the source of this 2387-nucleotide messenger RNA. It is a transcript of the gene TM9SF4, whose product is annotated as transmembrane 9 superfamily member 4. The coding region runs from base 160 to 2049 and encodes 629 amino acids. NCBI's taxonomy places the organism in Eukaryota, Metazoa, Arthropoda, Insecta, Hymenoptera, Diprionidae. The transcript is spliced from 11 exons. Gene Ontology annotation, cellular component: membrane. Gene Ontology annotation, biological process: protein localization to membrane. The record is from RefSeq and is a predicted model, not a curated record.